AUGCAGUCCCCUCGUUCUGUUCUCAAUUUGAGUCCUAGUGCUACAUCCGGCGCGGGAGGCAGCAGCAAUUCAACUUCACCAGUAUCACCUCGCCUAGGUUUCUCUGCUCCAGGAAUUGCGACUCCAGGUAUGUUGAGCGAAUUAAAAAAGCGCAAUAUGGCUCGCCAGGCGGCAGAAGGAACAGUAAUCCAGGAGGAGGGAGGGAAGAGCAAUAACGGCGAGACGGCCGAGACCUCAGAGUCUAAUAAACUGCGCCCCAGGCCGAGUGCAUCGGGGCCAUUGGCCAUCUUCAUUGGGCAAUGA
Protopolystoma xenopodis is the source of this 303-nucleotide messenger RNA. NCBI's taxonomy places the organism in Eukaryota, Metazoa, Platyhelminthes, Monogenea, Polystomatidea, Polystomatidae. The record is from the annotation of a GenBank genome assembly.